Malania oleifera is the source of this 2344-nucleotide messenger RNA. RefSeq names its product putative pentatricopeptide repeat-containing protein At3g05240. Gene Ontology annotation, biological process: RNA modification. The transcript has a single exon. Gene Ontology annotation, molecular function: protein binding; RNA binding. The record is from RefSeq and is a predicted model, not a curated record. Lineage: Eukaryota; Viridiplantae; Streptophyta; Magnoliopsida; Santalales; Ximeniaceae. Bases 63 to 2087 code for a protein of 674 amino acids.
AAAAUAAUUGUUUUGCCACUAACAGAAAGCUCAAUUGCAAAGAACAGGGUUCUGCAAAUUUCAUGUGCAGAUACCAAUCAAUGCUGAGGAAAAAACAAUUCUCCUUAAGGACCUUAACCCAAAGAAGCAUAUCAAUCUUUACAUCCAUGAGUUCAUCACUAUUAUCUGCACCUAUGGAAUCAUACAGUGAACUUACCAAUCCCCAAAUAAAAAAUAUUUAUUCCUGUAAUCGAACAAUUGAUGGGUUGAUAAAAUCUGGGGCCCUGCUUUCCGCCCUUGGCGUGUUUGAUGAAAUGCCUGCUCGGGAUGUUGUUACUUGGAAUUUGAUAAUAUCUGGUCACGCUCGUUGUGGGCAUUCGAGAAGGGCUUUGUAUUUCUACAAUGAAAUGGUUUGUGAAGGAAUUAGAGAGAGUUCGUCAACUUUUUCUACUGUUUUGAGUAUUUGCAGUGGCUCAGGGUUUUGCCAAGAAGGAAUUCAAGUUCACGGCAGGAUAAUUGUCCUUGGGUUCAACUUAAAUUUGUUUGUUGCGAGUCCUCUUGUGGAUCUUUACAUGAAAAUGGGACUUCAUGAUGUGGCUGUGAACCUGUUUGAUGACUUGCCUUGUCGUAAUUUAGUGAUAUGGAAUUUAGUUUUACGGGGGUUUUGUGAACUGGGUUGGUCAGAUGGCUUACUGGGAUUGUAUACUGAGAUGGAACUAGAUGAUGUGCAGCCAAAUGGGCUUAGCUUUUGUUAUUUGAUUCGUGGGUGUCGUAACGGGAGGCUCCUAGAUGAAGGGAAACAACUGCAUUGCCAUGUGAUUAAGAUGGGAUGGAUAGAAUUGAAUUUAUUCGUUAAAAAUGCCUUGGUGGAUUUUUACUCUGCUUGUGGGUGCUUGAAUGAGACCAGGAUUUCAUUUGAAGCUAUUCCGACCGCAGAUGUAAUUUCCUGGAAUUCAAUUGUUUCUGUUUAUGCUGAGAAUGGUCUUUUGCCUCAUGCUGUCCUGGUCUUUGAAAGAAUGCAGUUGUGGGAUAAAAAGCCAUCGGUGUGUUCAUUCUUGGGGUUCUUGAAUUUGUCAAGCAGGACUGAGAAUCUUCUUUUUGGGAAACAGAUUCACUGUUAUGUUACAAAAUUGGGUUUCGAUGAAGGAAGCGUCCUUGUUCAAUCUGCUUUAAUCAAUAUGUACGGGAAGUGCCGUGAGAUGGAGAGUUCCGUAUCUAUAUUUGAGGGUGCUCCUCGGAGAACUCUGGAGUGUUGCAAUUCACUGAUGACGUCUUUGUUUCACUGUGGUAUAAUUGAAGACGUGGUUGAGAUGUUUGGUUUGAUGGUUGAUGAAGGAAUUGGGUUUGAUGAGGUCAGUUUGUUGAUGACACUUAAAUCAUUAUCAGUAUCGGCUCCAGCAAAUUUAGGCAGCUGCAGAUUGCUGCACUGUUGUGCAAUAAAAUCAGGUUUUGAAUCUGAUAUUGUGGUUUCAUGUUCUUUAAUCGAUGCAUACUCAAAAUCUGGUCACGUUGGUCUUUCUCGCCGGGUUUUCGAUGAACUCCCGUCACAAAAUGCAAUCUGUUUCACUUCAAUCAUGAAUGGAUAUGCAUGGAAUGGAAUGGGGAGAGAAGGCCUUGAAAUGCUUAAAACUAUGAUCCAAAAGGGCUUGAAACCUGAUGAAGUUACAUUCUUGUGUGCAUUAACAGGGUGCAGCCACUCGGGGCUGAUUGAUGAAGGAAGAAUGGUAUUCCACUCAAUGAGAUAUCUUCAUGGAAUUUACCCAAGAAGGCAGCAUUAUUCAUGCAUGGUAGAUCUGCUAGGUCGUGCUGGCUUGUUGGAUGAAGCUGAAGAGCUGCUGCAACAAGCACCAUCGAGGAAUGAUUGCGUGAUGUGGAGUUCAUUGCUCCGAAGUUGUAGAGUCCACAGGAAUGAAACAGUGGGAAGGAGAGCGGCGAAGAUCUUGAUGGAGCUUGAGCCACUGGAUCCUGCUGCUUACUUGCAAGCUUCAAUCUUCUAUUCUGAAAUUGGGGACUUCGGAACUUCAUUGCAAGUAAGAGAGAUUGCAAUGGCAAUGAAGGUGAGAAGGGAAAUUGGUCGCAGUUUAAUUGAGAGUAACAGUUGCAGCUAACAUUUUGCACCUUGUGCUAUAGAAAAUGAUUGUCCUUCCUAUUGUCUUCAGCCUUAGGGUGUGCUUUCUACCAACCACAUAAAAUCCGUACCUCCUUUUCCUCUUUGGUUGUACCAACUAAUUGACCUUGGUUUUCAUUAAUUUUUGUUAUAUUAUAUACUGUACAUGGACGGCAAAUUGUUAUUGUACAUAUAUUUGAAUAAUUUGAUUGAGAUUGCUUCUAGAAAAAAAUAGCUUUGAGAGUUUGUUUUAUCCAA